Molecule: messenger RNA, 446 nt
Organism: Paramecium tetraurelia
Lineage: Eukaryota; Ciliophora; Oligohymenophorea; Peniculida; Parameciidae
Exons: 1
Source: RefSeq, a predicted model, not a curated record
AUCGAAUUUUGGAAGGUAUUUGAGAAUUUAGAAUAAUUUGAUUUGGCAAGUUAUUAUAAAAAAAUUCAUUAAAAAAUAUCCUAAGAAACCAUGCGUUGUGGAUUUAUUACCAAUAUCAAUUAGAUUUAAUGAUUAAUUAUAUUGCAAUGCAAUCAUUUUACAAGUUAGCAUUCCAGACACUUUCAAAUUUCCAUUCUUUGGGAUUAGUUAGUGAUGAGGAGAAGUCAUACUUGAAAGAAGUGAUACUUAAUUGGUCUAAUCCUUAACUUGAUACUUCUUAGGAUUAGAUGUCAAUCUUAGUGCUUUAAAAAAUUUAGGCUUUUAGAAACUAAGCCUAGAGAACUUAGCAAACGAAAAAAUUCUUGUGUUUGAUCGAGGAAGAAACCGAUGAAGAUGAGAAUUUUUGAGUAUAUUUUACUACUUUCUUUUUUAACAUUAAAAACAUC